Molecule: messenger RNA, 525 nt
Organism: Fulvia fulva
Lineage: Eukaryota; Fungi; Ascomycota; Dothideomycetes; Mycosphaerellales; Mycosphaerellaceae
Product: ATP synthase subunit d, mitochondrial
Exons: 4
Coding region: 1-525 (174 amino acids)
Biological process (GO): proton motive force-driven ATP synthesis
Molecular function (GO): proton transmembrane transporter activity
Source: RefSeq, a predicted model, not a curated record
AUGGCGGCUACGCGUUCGGCCUCCACGAAGAUCGACUGGGCCAAUCUGGGCUCCAAGCUCGGCCUCAGAGGCAGCACUGCGCAAUCCCUUGCCGCAUUCAAGCAGCGCAACGAUAUUGCCCGUCGCAAGGUCCAAGUCCUCUCCGACCAGCCACAGACUGUCGACUUUGCCCAGUACCGCAGCCUCUUGAAGAACCAGGACAUCGUCAACGACCUCGAGAAGCAGUUCACCUCCUUCCAGCCCAAGAAGUAUGACGUGCAAAGACAAGUGAAGGCCAUUGAGGCAUUCGAGGCGCAGGCCAUCAAGAGCGCCGAGGAGACCAAGGGCAAAGUUGAUGCUGAGCUGGAGGAUCUGGAGAAGACUUUGAAGAACAUCGAGUCUGCUCGUCCAUUUGAGGACCUCACCGUGGAUGAAGUCGUCGCUGCGCGUCCAGACAUCGACAAGCGCGUUGAACAGCUCGUAUCCAAGGGCCGCUGGCAAGUACCAGGCUACCAGGAGAAGUUCGGCAACCUCUCUGUGCUAUAA